GGUUAAGUUGGCAGCGGUUUGGGGGAGAUCACGGGAGGAGCAGUUCUGUAGCCGCACGGAACUUACUGUCCAUCCUCGUGCCUUGUCCCGUGUGUUCUUAUCUGAGUCACCCAAGCGGGACAUGGGGGAGAGAGUGGGGGCACCAGUCUGAUCCACUGUCUGCACUCAGAGCGCUUGUGUCCGGAGCCGCAGGAAUCAGUCGCAAGUCGGUCGAGUUGUGAUCCAGAGCGCAAACUCCUGUGCCCCUUUAGAUCCGAGUGCCCCCGCCAUGCACAUAGUGCUCGAGUUCUUCCUGGUCACUUUCAGGGUCCUAUGGGCCUUCGUACUGGCCGCGGGCAAGUGGCUGCUGCGCCCCAAGGACAAGAGUGUGGCCGGUCAGGUGUGUCUGAUCACCGGGGCUGGCAGCGGCCUGGGACGUCUCUUUGCCCUGGAGUUUGCCCGGCGCCGUGCCCAGCUGGUCCUGUGGGACAUCAACUCCCAGAGUAACGAGGAGACGGCGGAGAUGGUGCGGAACAUUUACCGGGAACUGGAGGCGGAGGACUCGGCGCGGAGGGCCAACAGUUCUGCAGAGGAAGAAGUUCUGCCGUGCUGCAAUCUUCAAGUCUAUACAUAUACGUGUGAUGUAGGCAAGCGAGAGAGUGUUUAUUCAACUGCUGAGCGAGUCCGCCGGGAAGUUGGAGAUGUUUAUCUUCUGCUCAAUAAUGCCGGGGUGGUCUCUGGGCACCACCUUCUCGAGUGUCCCGACGAGCUUAUUGAGAGGACUAUGAUGGUGAACUGCCAUGCGCACUUCUGGACCACAAAAGCGUUCCUUCCAAAAAUGAUGGAGCUGAAUCACGGACACAUUGUCUCUGUUGCCAGUUCAUUGGGUUUAUUCAGCACGGCAGGAGUCGAGGAUUAUUGUGCUAGCAAAUUUGGUGUUGUUGGUUUUCACGAGUCUCUUAGCCACGAGAUAAAAGCUUCAGACAAAGACGGCAUAAAAACCACAUUGGUUUGCCCCUACCUGGUGGAUACUGGCAUGUUCCGCGGGUGCAGAAUAAGGAAAGAAAUUGAGCCAUUCCUACCACCCCUGAAACCAGAUUACUGCGUGAAGCAGGCCAUGAGAGCCAUCCUUACAGACCAGCCUAUGAUCUGUACACCCCGACUCAUGUACAUAGUUACAUGUAUGAAAAGCAUCCUGCCAUUUGAAGCUGUGGUCUGCAUGUACCGGUUCCUGGGAGCGGACAAGUGCAUGUACCCUUUUAUUGCUCAAAGGAAACAGGCCACAAACAACAAUGAAGCAAAAAAUGGAAUUUAACAUUUACUUGUAUUUAGUAUUGAUUCCCUCCCCCCCCCUCCUUUUUUUUUAUGUUCUAAAAUUUAAUUGGUUGACAGCUGAACUUUAUAAUUGUCAGUCCGACUGGAUUGGGAGAGGCACUUGUUCAUGAGCACCAUUCCACUUUCUGCAUUGUGCGGACUGAACGUAAUGCACACGUGGUUAUUCUCCCCUCAACUUUUUUUUAUACACUGUUGACUAGUACUUGUAAAAAAAAAAAAUGUGACCAGUAAAUAUAUAUGAAGCUUAAAUGUAGCAAUAAUUUUUUGUCUGUAGCACUAAUAUACAGGCAGUAAACCCUUCAAAACCAUUUUUUUUUUUCUUCAAUGCACUGUUACACUAAUAUGUAUUAUGUAAAAGGAUAAAUAAAAAUUAGAAGUAACACUAUAGUCCCACCUAAAGGUUUUUGAAUGGAAAGUCUACAUUUCUAAGGAAGAAAAACUGAAUCUCCAACCCUGGUACUUGCUUGGCCUGUAUAGAAUGGAUUCAGUGUUAACACCUCCUCUGAAAUUGGAAGGGGUUGUAUCUUAUUCCUUAUUGUCACCCCUACUCUUAUUUCCGCAUGCACAUUGUUGCAUGGUUCUCCAGCCUUCAGAGCAAUUGGAAGAGAUCCCGGCUGCUUUCUGUUGGUGGACUCUGGGGGGAAAUAAAAGCAAAAAGGAAUCUCCUGUGAUCUGAUUUCAACGGAUGCUCUUGAGGGGGGGUAUUGCUCUAUUUGUACAUGUGACAAGUUGUAAAGAUAAUUUUGUGUGUUGUAGAAUGACAUCACUUUUUUGUUUUGUACAAAAAAAAUAUUUUACAGUUGUGCCUUGAAUUUAGCAACUAGUUAGUAACCAUUGUAAACUGAAUUUCUACCUCUGUAUCUAAAUGUAUACCAUUCUCUUGUAAAUGACUAUAAAGCUUUUUGUGAUUUUUA
Molecule: messenger RNA, 2228 nt
Organism: Xenopus laevis (African clawed frog)
Lineage: Eukaryota; Metazoa; Chordata; Amphibia; Anura; Pipidae
Gene: rdh10.L
Product: retinol dehydrogenase 10 L homeolog
Biological process (GO): retinol metabolic process; regulation of hormone levels
Cellular component (GO): endoplasmic reticulum membrane; lipid droplet
Molecular function (GO): all-trans-retinol dehydrogenase (NADP+) activity; oxidoreductase activity, acting on the CH-OH group of donors, NAD or NADP as acceptor
Source: RefSeq, marked provisional